Molecule: messenger RNA, 8160 nt
Organism: Homalodisca vitripennis (glassy-winged sharpshooter)
Lineage: Eukaryota; Metazoa; Arthropoda; Insecta; Hemiptera; Cicadellidae
Product: IQ motif and SEC7 domain-containing protein 1-like
Biological process (GO): regulation of ARF protein signal transduction; actin cytoskeleton organization
Molecular function (GO): guanyl-nucleotide exchange factor activity
Source: RefSeq, a predicted model, not a curated record
UUAGUGUAGUAAUCGGAGAUCGAUCUUUGAAAGGUUCAUUCUAUUUACUAAAAAUGUUAAUGGCUUUUGCUUUUAAAACAGUGUAUUGUUUUUAAUUAGUUGUUGCAACUUAUAUAAUGUUUUUAAUUUCGAUAUUAUAAGUGACAAUCAAUCAUGAGUGGUGACAUUCAUCACAGAACCUUCAACAGUGUUAGUGAUGGUGUCAGUGACAAGCCUACUUCAGAAGAAACGCUUAUGAUAAUAAACGAACAGUGUCAGCAAAUAGAAGAACUCAAAAAUAAACUGGAUACAGUUAUGACUGAAAGAGAUCUCUUACUUUGUGAAGUUAGCCGUUUAAAAUUUGAGUUAGAGAUUGCAGAUCUCAAGAGGAUACAUGAUGACAGGCUAGGGAUGGGAAAAGACAGAAAUGCUCAAGGGUUUGUCACAUGCGGCAUGAAUGGCACCAUUGGAAAAGAUGGGGAGGAAGCUAGACCUGACACUGUGUUCCCUUGUCAUGCCUGGUCACAGGGCCUCACAAAGAAAGGAUCUAUCCGCAGCAGUAGUGACAUCAUCAAACGCUCUCGCAUUCAAAACGUAUACGAGUUGUCACAAGACCUGCUGGACAAACAGAUAGAGAUGCUGGAGAGGAAGUAUGGAGGGGUGAAGGCAAGGAAUGCAGCACUCACGAUACAGCGAGCCUUCCGGCGUUACACUUUGCUCAAGAAGUUUGCCGCAAUCACAGCGAUGGCCAAGGCGGAGAAGCGCCUCAGCAGGCGGCUGGUGGGUUUUACUGAGGAGACUGGUGACAAACACUCACACCGGUUACAAUUGGACGGUUACAAUGGUCCGGCGUCGAUGCCACUGCGGUCCAUGUCGAUGCGGGAACGGCGUCACACCGCCGUGACUCCCACGCCGACCCUGACUGUCAUGCCGCGCUCUCACUCCGGCCGCUGUGACCUCAACUACUGCUGUGACGUUCCUCACGCUCACACACUUUAUUAUGCCCCCCAAGACAUCUAUAUGGAAAUAUCAAAGGAGAAUGAGAUGGGAAGAGGGGACAUGAUGGUGACUUCCACCCCCUCGCCAGGUUCGGAGAACAAUUACCAUCCAAUGCCUCAGAAAUACCAUGGUGGAAGUGGGAGUGGGGGCAGGCGGAUACCACCAGAAGUACCGAAGCGGACAUCGUCUAUAUCUCUGCGCUCUCUGGAUCAUCCGAGCCCUGCGGCACUCACCAAGACCUCGGACAGUGGCAGCUUGUCCAGUGUACAGUCGAGCGGCAGUGACUCGAGCAAUGUAGCGCUCAUUCCUCCUCCCAAUACCACCUGGAACAAGAAAACACAGUCAGGGUCUCCUGAACACCACCAGACCAUGAAAGAGCCAACCAUGAGUAUGACCCAGGGUUUCCCUCAUGAUCAGCACAAUUUCUACAAGGUUUCAGAGAUGGUUCGUAAGCGUCAGUAUCGAGUUGGCCUCAACUUAUUCAACAAGAAGCCAGAAAGAGGCAUUGCGUACCUGGUGCGACAAGGAUUUCUGGAGAACUCCCCCCAGGGUGUGGCCCGCUUCCUUAUCUCCAGGAAAGGACUGAGCAAGCAGAUGAUUGGGGAAUACCUGGGAAACCUGCAAAACUCGUUUAAUAGUGCCGUUUUGGAGUGUUUCUCUCAGGAAUUAGACUUGUCAGGCAUGCAGGUAGAUGUGGCUCUGCGCAAGUUCCAGACAUAUUUCCGUAUGCCUGGUGAGGCACAGAAGAUCGAGCGUCUGAUGGAAGUGUUCAGUCACCGUUACUGUCACUGUAACCGUGACGUAGUGGCGCGGCUACGUAACAUGGACACCAUCUUUGUGCUGGCAUUUGCCAUCAUCAUGCUGAACACUGACCUUCACACCCCGAAUCUCAAGCCAGAGAGGCGGAUGAAGCUGGAGGAUUUCAUAAAGAAUCUCAGAGGUAUCGACGACUGUGGGGACAUAGAUCGGGACAUGUUGGUGGGCAUCUAUGAGCGAGUGAAGGCCAACGAGUUCAAGCCUGGCUCCGACCAUGUCACCCAAGUGCUCAAGGUCCAAUCCACCAUAGUCGGCAAGAAGCCAAACAUGGCGUUGCCCCAUCGCCGCCUCGUCUGCUACUGCCGGCUCUACGAGGUGCCAGACAUCAACAAGAAGGAACGACCUGGUGUCCACCAGCGGGAGGUCUUCCUGUUCAACGAUCUGUUAGUCAUCACCAAAAUCCUCAGCAAAAAGAAGAGUUCUGUCACUUACACCUUCAGGCAGAGUUUCUCUCUCAAGGGUUUGGUUGUGUCUCUUUUCCAGGUGCCAUAUUACUCGUAUGGGAUCAAGUUGUCCCAGCGAGUGGACAGCCGUACACUGAUCACGUUCAACGCACGCAAUGAUCACGACCGCUGUAAGUUCGCAGAAGACAUGCGCGAGUCUAUCAGCGAGAUGGAUGAAAUGGAAAGCUUGCGGAUAGAAGCUGAACUAGAGCGCCAGAAGAGUGGCAGGAGCGGCAGGUCCGGAGGAGUGGAAAACCGAGACAGUGGAGUGGCGGACGUGGAGGUCUGCCCUUGCAUCCAGUCCCCCAUCAACAACAACCCACCCGCCCCAGAGACCAAGCCCACCAUCGUAGAGAUGAUACACUCCACACAACUAAAACGCUCAGCUCUUAGCAAUUCCUUACUUGACAUUCACGACCAAUUUGUAGGAGAGAAGGCGAGUUGUCAGCGUCGUGGGAGUGUGGGUUCUCUGGACUCCGGGAUGUCUAUCAGCUUCCAGUCCACGUCCGCCAGCACAGUCAGUCGGGAUUCCUCGCCCCGUCAGCCCAAGCAUCAACAGAGCUUCCUCGGCGGACUGUUCGCCAAGCGCGAACGCAAGGCUUCUCGAGCCGAGGAGUUCGCUCGCGCCACGCAAGUCUAACAUUCAGAGAAGAGGGGUUCCGUCUCCUCCUUGGCUGUCCAGUUCUUUAGGAGAAAAAGUUCCACGAUACAGACAGAUUUCCAGACUAAAUAAUAUUUUGCUCACCGUUGGGUCUUCUAUUUUUUAUAAUAAAAUUUUUUUAAUGUAGCUUAUCUAAACGAAUUACUGUUAAAGAUUUAACAGACUCUCUCUCUGUUGUAAUUUAGAUCUAAUUUGCUCUAUUUGUCGUCAGCCGAUUCUAAAAACCUUUUUUGUAGAAAUAUGUAAAGUUUUACUAAUAGUUCUCAUAUGAAACAUAAUCUCUGACGGUUUAUAGUCUAAGAAUGAAUAUUUUGUGUUCUUUGAAUUGAGCCUCGACCUUAACAUUUGUCUAUGAUCCAGAUUUGUUAGUAUUCCGUACCAUUAAGAUGUAGGAAUCAUUUUUAUUAAGACUGAUACCUGUAAAGAUAGAUUGGAACUUUUGCUUUAGCGGCUGUAAACGUGAACAACUAGUGCUGUAGUUGUCUUUACAAGUGCCAACUAUGAGCUUGGAAAGUAUUACCUUAUAUGAAAGAUUUAGUCUUAUUUAUUGCUACCGAUGAGAAGUAGUAGAUGGCAGGAAAUUAUAUUUUUGAUGGUCCUCUUAUUGAAAGAAUAAGUCACUUUCACGUUCCCGUCCUUUAUCUAUGUAUCCAUUAAGAACGAAUUCUCAGCUCUUACAAGUAGAUUUGUUUACGUAUCUUUCAACAUUGUCAACCGGAUUAUUAAUUGUUGUUUUAAAGAUGUUAGAUCUUUUGAUUGAUAUUAAAAUUUAGAUCUCCGAACUAUUUCAUUAGCACUGUUGUUCUGUGUGUUUUAAUGAUUAGGUAUUUCUGUGUUUACUUAUAUUUGAUCGUCUUUUAACCCGUAAGAGGUCAAUAAUAUUUGGUAUUGCCCAGUACCUAUAUUAAUUCUGUAAUUUUAAAUUGAAAUGUUUGUAAUGAUCUGUAAUUAUUUAGCUUUACAUAUUACAUAUGCUUUUGUUCUACUAAAUGUAGUUCUUAGUAGAUGCACUUUUGAAUCAACCAGUAAAACCGAUCAAACCAGUCAAAGGAAUUGUCAGUGUAUUACAUCUACAACAAAGCACUUGAAUGUAAAAUGCCUGAGGUAUCAUCUGUGUAUUAGGAUUUUCCAAUUGUAUUUCAUUGUAUUACAUUUUUCAAUUUGAGCUAUUUAUUCUACUUGAUCUCAAUAGAUCUAGAAGGUCACAGAGUACAAGAUGAACACUGCAGUGUAGUUUUUUUUUAUAAAUUUUGGAAAGAAUAUUUCAGUGCAAUUUUUAACCAAAUCAUUUUUUUAAAACUUUUUUUGUAUACUUAUUAUAUUUCUGGUUGUAUUAUCUUUUGAAUCACACAUUAUUGUUCUUGAGGUUACUUGUUGCACAUAUCUGUAACUGUGGGCGAAUACAGGGUUUGGGUUUUUCCAGUUUUAAAUAUCUGCCCUAGGAACAGACUUUCGACACCAGUUGUCAUACUUAUUACAGGGCAACUGAGAACUGGAAAUUGCCUGGCCCUCAUGUAUUACAAUGUUCAUUUAUUAUUAUUUUUUUUAUUUAGGUAGGAGAAACAGAAACUAAUGGUUCAUGACAUUUACAUUAGAAUAUUCAUUUUGAAUUUAUCUUCUGUAGAAUAAACAGCAAAAUUAAUGAAAUAUCCUUGUUUAGUUUUUAUUAUUUUUAUUUUCUAUGUUUUUGGGUAUUUUCCAGAAAUUUGAUUUCCAUUUGUUUUUUUUUUAUUUUUUUUAUUUUUUUUUUAAUUGUAGGAAUGAGAAGGCAAAUCAUCAGUAGGGGUUUGAAUUUUUUCUAUUAAAUACAUAUAUCAGCAGUUAUAGUAUUUAUUAGUAACAUUAUUUUAAUAGUUAAAGUGUUCUACACUUACAAAUCUGAUUUAAGUACCUGGGAUAAAUGGACGCAAUGCUAACACCACAAAACUAGAUCGCAAGGAGUGUAAGUUUUUAUUGUAUUAAUUCAUAUUCACUGUUCUUAGCGUUACAUCUUACCCUUUUACUCAUUUCUAUAUGAAACUUGAUCAAAAUGCCAUAUUAAAAUUCAAUAAUUGUUAAAUGUAUACAUUACAACAUGUGUACAAUCAUAAAGAAAAUCUGAAUCAAAUUUACUUAUGAUACAUAAGGCAUUUUACACUUUAGGUUUAUUCAAACAUCGAUUAAUGUUUUUAGCUAUAAAUUUUUAAACUCUGCUUUUCAUCAUAAGUCCUGAAGUUGUUUUAUUUGAUGAAAUAUGUUGGUAUUUAUUAAUAAAACAUCAAUGCUGUGUUAUAUUUUCUGAAAAUUAAUUGAUUUAUACUGAAAUACCUGUUAAAGUUCCAAUUGAGAAAAGUUUGCAGCUAAAUAAACAAAUGUUUAAAACGGCAAGGUUUAUUUGGGUACCUAAAGCAUUAUUUUGCUUAUUUGUGAAAUCUAUCAUAUGUUCUCAUUACAAUCGUUGUGGUCAUUAUUGUCUUUGUUUUAAAAUGUAUUUUUAUUAAUAGAGGAUUGGGUGAUAAAAUAAGAUAACUCAGUGGUAACUAACAUAAUAACAAAUAAUGUCUGAGUCUAGUUAUCCAGUAAAAUUGUGUUUAAAUGCAACUUUAAUGCCUACAUUUAAUACAAUGAAUAUAAACAAUUAGGUGGCUAGGGUGGAUUCCCAAUGAUGUGGUAAUGUGUUCAGCAAAUGUGGAAGCUCAACCAUGAGUCCAUAGAAUCAUGGUAAUGUCAGCUUUGUAUUGUUUCCAGGGAAAUGAUUACUUCGAUGGAUGUUGAAAGAGUACAUUUUAAUCGUUUCUUGCGUGGGCCUGUUUACUGUUUAAGAGUAUUACAACAAAAAUCGUGGGAAAGACAUUCCACUGAUAUGGAAACCAAUUAUCUGAAACAAAUUCUUGUGGCAGGAAAAUGUUCAGAAUUAUUCCUACGCCUCCUAAAUAAAGCAAACCGUAUAUUAUUAUUGGUUUUGAAUUAAAUCCAACAUUUUCAUAUAGAUACAUAUAAACUUUAAACUGCAAUGAUGUAGUAUUUUAGUUAACAACUUGCAAAGAAAUGGAAUUGAUCUCAAGGAAAAUCAAAAAUAAAUAUAAAAUAGUCUAUUAAUUUGAAUUGAACAGGGACUUAAUUAUUUAAUGAGAAAUUAUGCAUGCGUAAAUUAACUUUUGUAUACUCUAUUGUUCAAAUGGUAGUAAAACACUUUAUAUUUAGUUAUGGGUGUACGCCAAAACUUUGAAAUGCACGGAUUUAAUUUAGUUAAGCUAGGAGUAAUUUCCUACAGAAUGUUUGUAGUGGUAUGUAGUUUAGUUGUUGAUAUUUUAUACAAGAAUUUAUUUUUAUUAUCUUUAGUGUUUACUUACUAUUUAGCCUGUGCUGCUUUGUUUGUUAUUUAGGUACCGUUCUUUACACACUUUCACUUAAAAAAAGUGGUUUCUAUCAUGAUUUUCAAGUAACCGUAUUAUUUAUUUACAGUAGUAAACGUGUAAAGUCAAUUAUUAUUAGUACGGAUAAAAGUGUAUCUAGAAUAAAAUGUUUUCACAAACUUUUAAGACAAUAUUAACAAAAGGCUGAUAUUCACUGAUUGUCAGUCAAUUUUUGGCACCUUACCUUACUUUUUUCUUUUGAACUUUUUCUUCUGGUAGUGAAAAUAAUUUACCAGCACUAAUUUUGUUUGUAGAUUGUGUGGGGGAAAAGUAGUAUUAUUUUAUAGUAUAAAAUCCCUCAGUCAUGUAAAUUAAAAAUAGAAUGAUACCCGCAAAAUAAUCAAAAUAAUUUUUAUCUAGGUUAGACGUUUAGAUGUCAAAGUCAGAAAUAUAUUAAUCUUUUCUAAGUUCAAGCGCGAACAGUAUAGUAACAUUCAUUAACACUUUUAGACUAAAUUGUUAGAAUAUAAAAUAAUUGUGACUGGCAGCUAUGUGAUUUUGAUAUUGGAUUGUGUUUUCUGAAGCCAUAUUCAAAUUAUUUUGUUAUUCUCAUUAUAAUCUUAAGUGAGGCUAACAAUGUUGAAUCUGUAGUUUUAAAAUAAUUGUAAGAUUUUGUCCUGUGUAUUCUGUAUUUGAGUGAUCAUAUUUGUAAAAUUUAUUUUGGAGGGAACUGUAACUCAAAAAUACAUUCACAAUAUUACAUUUAAAAUAAGAUGAGAAUGAAAUUAUUUCCAAAGAAAUUACUUAGUCAAAUUUACGAGCACACCAUGACAUCCUUAAUUACUUUGUUUUGGGUAGAUCGUCAAGCUACCAGUUUUGGAUUCUUUCAAGCUACUAGUUCUGCUUGAAAGAAUCAAAGUUGAUUAUUAACUUGUGCACUUUCCGUACAAGUGUACGUUUUGUAUUUUUAUAUACCAUUUAAUCGUUUGUGUACAUACAACGUUUAUUAAUUCUAACAAAGUAUUCCUUAAUGUGACGUUUGUAUUGUGUUGUAUAUUAUAGAGUAACUUGCAGGUAGCUCAGUACACUUAAGCGUACAAGGUUACGUUCGUUUGAGUCCCGAGGUAGCAUCACUUGUACAAUCAUCAUUAUUUUGUCACUGGUGGUUUUUCUAUACAGAUUACAAUCACCAAAGAAAUAACUCUACGAAAGGAUUGUACUUCAAAUUGUAUUUCCUUGCAUUGAAAAUGCCUUGGGAAUAAUUGUGUUCAGGAAUUAGCUUUUUUAAUCUAUUAUAGUGUGUGGCACUACAAAAACAUUGAGUACAUUGUACAGAUGAGGGAGUGUGAUGUGGGGAGAUGACUCUAAACCAAAGGUCAAGUCUAUUAACAUUAAGCUAGUCGCCUAGCCGGCCUCGCCCUCAACCAUGUAACAUACUCUGUUGUUAGUUUUAAUUGAUUUUACUAGUCUAUCCAUGUAAUUUACCACUAAUAUAGAGUAUAUAUAUAAAUAUAUAAUAUAUGUAAUUAAAAUAAUUUUUAGCGUAUAAGUCGUGGAAGCAUUGCGAAGGCAGUUUCUGCCUCUGAUUUACCUCAGCAAUGCCCGAGAUAUUUUUUCAUUGACUACUGUAACAGCUUAAUCAGUGUGUAACAUGGACAGUAACACUUAUUAGUUCGCUAACAAGCUAAUUUGAUAUUAAUCAUUUUAGUAAAAUUAUUCUUUAAUGUUUAUUUUCACCUCACAAAACUACAAUAAUUGUUUUUAGAUUUAACUUAAAAGUUACAUCUUUAAAAUAAAAUACAUAAUAUUCUUGUAUUAUCGUAUUUCGAAUUUAAUAAUUUAUUUCUUCCUUAUGUUGUUGUGAUUGAGCUUACAAAGAUUGUACUAAGGCUACAUGAAUCAAUUAAUAAACUGUUUAGUAUUCAAA